This is a messenger RNA of Aureococcus anophagefferens, 3408 nucleotides long. RefSeq lists its product as hypothetical. The transcript has 3 exons. The record is from RefSeq and is a predicted model, not a curated record. NCBI's taxonomy places the organism in Eukaryota, Pelagophyceae, Pelagomonadales, Pelagomonadaceae. Bases 1 to 3408 code for a protein of 1135 amino acids.
AUGGGCGACAGCCUCAUGCGGUACCAGUAUUUGUCCCUGGUGGAGGCCAUCGAACGCGGCGGCAACCCGCUCGGCGAGCGGAUGCGGGUGGGCACCGAUUCCGUCCAGCGCCUCAAGUACGGCAAAGGCCGCGGCGACGUCCUCCGCGGCGAUGCCUUUCGCGUCUGGAACGACUUCUACGAGAAGACUUCGAAAGGUCUGCACGGCCACGAGUUCUGCGACUGCGUGCGCCAUCCGUUCAAGCUUUAUCCACCGCCGAUCAUCGAAAACCGCUACUAUCGCCACCCGAGUGGGCUCCGCAUGACCUUCCUCGGCGUCUACGGCCCGGAACACGCGCUCGUCGGCCACUUCUGGCCGCGGAGUGACCCGACGGCGCAACCAUCCCCGGGGGCGCCGACGACGGGCCGCCGCGAGAACUCGGCCGCGUUCUACAAGUCGACGUACCAGAAGCUGAAUCGGUCGGGUAUGCUGGAGCCCUUGCUCUCGGGCGCGUUCCGCGGCGCCUUCGACCGCCUCGACUGGGAACUCCCGGGGCCCAUGGCCCGGUGGGCCGCGUCCGCCGCGCUCGCGUGGAUGACCGCCGCGGCGCCGACGACCUUCGAGCUUGUCCAGUACGACGACCGCCCGCCGACGCUGUUUCACAACGCGACGAAAGCGUGGUGCGCGCAGUCGUCGUGCUGCGAUGCCUACACACUGCUGCACGCCUAUGCGACGCCACCGGUGGGGCUGCCCGCGCUUUGGGCCCGUGUCAAGGCGCUUGCCGACCGCGUGGACGCGACGAGCGCGGCCGCCGUCGUCUGGCUCGACAGCGACGCCUUCUUCGUCGACCGGGACUGGUGCCCGGACUUUGGCGCCGCGAACGCGUCGGUGUCCGCGAUCUUCUCCGCGGAUCCGCCGCCGUGGCGCAAGCCCGUGAACAUCGGCUUCUUCGCGUUGAAGAUGGACGCCGUCGGUCGCGCCAUCGCGCGCGCGCACUGGGCGCUCUGGGCCAACGUAUCGGAGCACUGGGCCGGCUUCGGGCCGGCGGCCGAGUGCGGCCGGGCCGACUCGAACUGGCGCGUCUGCAAACACGGCGGCAAGUGGGCCAGCCAGGCCCAGCUCGUCGCCCACGUGCUCCCGCGCUUCGCCGGCGCCUACGCGACGCUGCCCCGCGACGCGCAGAACUCGAACCAGGACAACUGCCGGGGCACCGUGAAGCACCUCGACGCGAACGGGUGGAAGACGGAGCGCGAGCACGGGCUCCUCGAGCGCUGCGUCGCCGAUUUUUUCACCGUGCCGACGGCGCCCCCCGUCCCGGCGGCCGCCGGCCUCGCCGCCCCGCCCGGACGAAGGAUACCGGCGCUCACGCUCAGCUACGGCGCGCGGCUGCCGUUCGUCGCUCGCAUGCUCCUGGCCUACGCCAGGCUCUGGCCCGACCACCCCUUCGUGUUCUACGUGCCCUUCAACGCGUCCGGCGCCUUCGAUGCGCCCGUCUGGGGCCGGGUCAACGCGUCCUACGACGCGGCGUCGCUCGUCGCCGUGCCGUCGCCGCCGGGCAUCCGCGCGACGAUGGACGCGCUCCUCGGCGCCGCGGGCUGCGCCGACGGCGAGCUCAUCUUCUGGGCGCCGGAGGACAUCCAGCCCUGGGCCGUCGUCGACGCGCGGGGGCUCGCCGCGGUCGCCGCGCGCGCGCGCCGCGAGGCCGCGGCGGACCCGGCCUACCUCGGCCUCGCGCUCGCCUACUCCGACGGCAUGUGGAGCGGCUACGGCCGCCGCGGCGCCUCGGAGCGCGUCUGGGCCUUCCCCGGGGCGCCGCUCCUCUUCGUCGACCACGGCGAGCAGUUCGCGGGCGCGCCGCGGACGGCCGUCGGCACGGCCGCCGUCGCGCGCGUCGCGAAGCUCCCGCAGUCGAACGCCUUCGUCUGGGCGCCCGGGUUCUGGCGCGCGGAGCUGCUGCGCGCCAUCUUCCUCAACCCCCGCUUCGCGAAGCUCCGCGACCUCGAGAAGGCCGUCGGCGCGUUCUUCUCCGGCGGCGCGUUCGCGGAGCGCGUCGUCGAGCGGCUCGCGACGCCCGUCCUCGAGUUCGUCGAGGUCACGCACCGGGGCCAGGUCGCCGCCGCCGUGCUCGACGAGAUGCGCGGCCUCGGCGCCGACGUCGGCGCCGAGUUCCUCCCGGCGAUGGCGCCCACCAGCACCUUCGCGGCCGCGCGCGUGGGCGCUCUCAAGCGCGCGUACGCGACGCGCGCGCGGGACGAGCUCGAGGCCGCGCUCGUCGCCUUCGACGAGGCGGCGGCCUCGUGGCGAGCCAGCGGCGGCUUCGAGGCCGCCUUCUCCGCCGCGGCGCAGAGCGUCGCGGCGCGACGGGAGUGCGACCUCCCGCGCUACGCGUUGACGGCUUGGGCGGCGGCGCACGGCGGCGUCCUGCCCGACCAUCCGUGCGUCUUCGUUGCGGAGCCGGCGACGACGGCCGCGCCCGCGUUCCGCGAGUUCCGCGACCGCGGCGCGUUCCUGGACCGCUACGGCCAAGUCGCGGUCCACGCGGAGCCGGGCUACACGCAGGCCGGCGGGCACCUCGGCUACUUCAAGUGCGCGCCGUCGCGCAUCGGCUGCUCGGUCAAGCUCGCGGACCUCGCGGCCUCCUGGCAGCCCAACGGGACCCGCGCGGGCCUCUACGUGUCCGAGUUCUCCGAGGGCCCGCUCACGGACGCCGCCUGGGACGCCCUGCGGAGCCUCGCCUACUUCUCGGCGGACCUCGCGUCGCGGAACUUCCUCGUCGGCGGCGACCGGUCGGGCCUGCCCUUCCACAAGCACGCGAAGACGUGGCAGAUGCUCUUCGCCGGCCGCAAGGUCUGGUACCUCCUGCCGCCCGGGGCCUGGCCCCGUGCCCUCGCCGACCUCGUCGGGCCCUACCUCUUUCCGGCCGACGCGUGGGCGGACGCCGUCGACGCGCUCCCGAACGUGGCUGGGCUCCUGCGCUGCGAGCAGCUCCCGGGCGAGAUCCUCUAUUUCCCCGACGACUGGUGGCACGCGACGCUCAACGACGCCGACUACAGCGUGGCCUACGGCGAGAAGCCGCACCGCAUGCCCGUCGUCGACGGGCCGUCGCCCGCGCUCGCGGCCAUGCUCGGCCGCGCGGCCAACGCGGGCCGCGGCGACCGCGACCCGCCCCUCGGCGACUGGUACAACGUCCUCCCGCGCUCCCGGCAUCGGGGGGGCAAAACGGCGCUGAUGAACGAGUCGAUCGCCGAGCUCGUGCGCGCCGCGGACCGGCCGCGGGCCUCGCCGCUCCUCGCGGCGACCGCCGCCACCGCGUGCUGCAUCUUCGCCAAGUGCGGCAGGAACGCGGACCGCGCCGCAGCCGACGCGUGGGCGAGCACCGCGCGGCGCCUCGACCCCGCCAUCUGGAGCCGCCAGUGCGCGCGUCGAUAG